CUGACGCCUCUUCUUGUUGUUCAUCAAACCCUACCUCCCCGCAGAAACCCUAGGAGAGAGAAACCACCAUCAACAAUGAAGCUCGUACGUUCCUCCGACUCCAUGGAUAUCCCAGAAGGGAUCGACAUCAAGGUCGAUGCAAAAAUUAUCGUCGUUUCAGGGCCAAGGGGUACUCUCUCCCGCAACUUCAAGCAUCUCAACCUCGAUUUCGAGCUUGUUACUGAUGAAGAAGGGAAGAAGAAGUUGAACAUUGAUUCUUGGUUUGGAACCAGGAAGACCUCCGCUUCCAUCCGUACCGCUAUCUCUCACAUUGAGAAUCUUAUUACUGGUGUUACCAAGGGUUACCGCUACAAAAUGAGGAUGGUGUACGCUCAUUUUCCCAUCAAUGCUAGUAUUACUAACUCUAACAAGGGCAUUGAGAUCCGUAACUUUCUUGGCGAGAAGAGGGUAAGGAAGGUUGAUAUGUUGGAGGGAGUUACAAUAUUGAGAUCCGAGAAGGUUAAGGAUGAGCUUGUCUUGGACGGAAGUGACAUCGAGCUUGUUUCUCGAUCUGCUGCCCUAAUUAACCAGAAAUGCCAUGUUAAGAACAAGGAUAUCAGGAAGUUUCUUGACGGUAUUUAUGUCAGUGAGAAGGGAAGGAUCGUUGAAGAGGAGUAAGCUAUAUGAUGAGGCAUUAGAAUUAUGUUUGCAAGAACUCUUGUCUUAUUUUUCUCUUUUUGGCACCUAGAAUUCAAGUUUUUGUUCUUAACUUGCAACGGACAGGGUUUCAUAGAUUUUAAGUUUCCAUGUUACAAUUUUGAGUUGGGUAUGCUAAAUGAAAGGAUAUAUUCAGGCAAUUGCUCAUUAGUGUUUGUAUUUCUGGAGCUUGGCAUUUUGUCUAAAUUUGUGCUUGAAUUUCUGGCUUUA
Molecule: messenger RNA, 906 nt
Organism: Spinacia oleracea (spinach)
Lineage: Eukaryota; Viridiplantae; Streptophyta; Magnoliopsida; Caryophyllales; Amaranthaceae
Product: 60S ribosomal protein L9
Exons: 3
Coding region: 76-657 (193 amino acids)
Biological process (GO): cytoplasmic translation
Cellular component (GO): cytosolic large ribosomal subunit; ribosome
Molecular function (GO): structural constituent of ribosome; rRNA binding
Source: RefSeq, a predicted model, not a curated record